AUGUCGGCCAUUGGGAUGCCACCACACAUCUUAAUCCUGUUCCAAGCGAGGCCGCUACUCAGUUUUUACAAACCCAUCCAGAAGAAGAAGCACCAAGCGUACAGCGGCAUUUCCGAGUACCUGAAUCUUUUCGAGGAUAAAGAACCCCCCCCAAAAAUAAAGCUAGAAAAUGCAAAAGAAAGAAAGGAAAGAAAAAAAAAGGAAAAAAUAACAUACAAUGAAUUAAUGCUGAAAGAAAUGAGAAAAAACUAUGACCCUUUUAAAAAUGAAGAUUUAACAAACGAUCCAAAGAAAACAAUUUUUAUUGGAAGACUAUCAUAUGAUGUAAAUGAAAAAAAAUUAAAAAAAGAAUUUGAAGUGUAUGGAAAAAUAAAAAAAGUGAAAAUAAUUUAUGAUAAAAAUUUUAAACCAAAAGGAUAUGCAUUCAUAGAAUUUGAACACACAAAAAGUUUUAACGAUGCAUAUAAUUUGGCUGAUGGAAAAAAAAUAGACAACAGAAGGAUUCUCGUAGAUGUGGAAAGAGGAAGGACUGUAAAAAAUUGGAUUCCUAGACGAUUGGGUGGUGGAAAAGGACCUCCAAGGGGAUCAGAUGAAAGGAAAAAGGUCACUCAUAAUAUUAAUUGGACGGCCCUAAUUAAUAAAGAUAAAUACAGAAAUGACAAAAAGAAGGUAGAAGAAAUUUACAAGAAUGUGGCUUUGUAUAAUGAGAGGAACGAUGACGACAGUGAUGAGGUGAACGACGUGCUCAAGAGCCACCGACGCCACAGGAGGGACGAGCACAAGAGCUCCAAACGGGACCGCCACCACAGAAGCAGGCGCAGCGAGUCGAACGACCGCCACAGGCACAAGCACAGGCGCAGCGAGUCGCACGAUCGCCACAGGCACAAGCACAGGCGCAGGGACAGCCACGACCGGGAUAAGGAGCGGGAUAGAGAUAAGGAGCGGGAUAGGGACAAGGAGCGGGAUAGGGAUAAGGAGCGGGAUAGGGAUAAGGAGCGGGAUAGGGACAAGGACCGGGAUAGGGACAAGGACCGGGAUAGGGACAGGCACAGAGAAAGGGACCACAACCGAGAUCACGAUCACAGUUACAACCACAACCGAGAUCACGAUCACAGUUACAACCACAACCGAGAUCAUGAUCACACUUACAACCACAACCGAGAUCAGGAUCACAGCUACAACCACAACCGAGACCAAGAUCAUAAUUACAAUUACAACCACAGCCACAACCACAACCGCGAUCACGAUCACGUUCACGAUCAUAAUUACAAUUACAACCACAAUCGGGACCAGGACAAGCACAGGCACAGAAGCCGGGAGAGGGGAAACGAAGGCGGCGCCUACUUUCCCAACGGGGGUGAACGCAGAGGCGAGCACGAGCAAGCGGGCUCUCACAUGAAUAUACACAGCGGUUACGGGACAGACGCACCGGGAGGAAGAGACUAUGGAAAUUACAACUAUUAUGGACUGUCACGUAUAUCCUGA
Messenger RNA from Plasmodium cynomolgi strain B, 1485 nucleotides. Its product is annotated as U1 small nuclear ribonucleoprotein 70 kDa. Gene Ontology annotation, cellular component: precatalytic spliceosome; U2-type prespliceosome; U1 snRNP. The transcript has 2 exons. Gene Ontology annotation, molecular function: mRNA binding; U1 snRNA binding. NCBI's taxonomy places the organism in Eukaryota, Apicomplexa, Aconoidasida, Haemosporida, Plasmodiidae. The record is from RefSeq and is a predicted model, not a curated record. Bases 1 to 1485 code for a protein of 494 amino acids. Gene Ontology annotation, biological process: mRNA splicing, via spliceosome.